Molecule: messenger RNA, 2556 nt
Organism: Pecten maximus
Lineage: Eukaryota; Metazoa; Mollusca; Bivalvia; Pectinida; Pectinidae
Product: 25S rRNA (cytosine-C(5))-methyltransferase nop2-like
Exons: 18
Coding region: 188-2245 (685 amino acids)
Biological process (GO): rRNA base methylation; maturation of LSU-rRNA
Cellular component (GO): nucleolus
Molecular function (GO): RNA binding; rRNA (cytosine-C5-)-methyltransferase activity
Source: RefSeq, a predicted model, not a curated record
UUCACAACAGUAACAUUGAUUCUUUCUCAACAUAUUUUGGGGAUACGUAUCCUUAAAAAAAAAAUCAGUAUCUUUGCGACAUUAUACCGGAAGUUAAUUGUACGCUUUUCGGUAGCUGUUUUGCUAAACACGUGUUGAAAGUGUAUAACGUUUAAUACAUUUCUGAACACUUUUGACAUAAUUAACUAUGGGAAGGAAAAGGGACCUGACCAAUGUGGUUAAGUCAGGGCCUGGGAAAAAAACAAAGAAGCAGAAACCACCACAGGUUCCAAAUUCUGUAAAGAAUGAAGAUGCUGACGAUUCAGAAAAGAAGUUGUCAAGCAGGCAGAAACAGCGUGUAAAGAAGAGAUUACAGAAACAGCAGGAAAAGAUAGAAAUAAAGGAAAAGAAAAAAGAAGAAAAAUUGCAACAGAAAAUAAAAAAGGAAAGCCAGAAGCCUGGAAAGUUUGCAAGGGCUCCAGUUGUCAAGAAGAAAAGGAAGAUGGAAGAAAGCGAAAGUGAAAGUGAAGAAGAAAGUGACGAUAACGAGGAAGAUGAUGAAGAAGAUAGUGACGAGGAGGAGACAAAGCCUGUCAAAGGAUACUCGGAUGAUAAUAAAACCUGGUUGAAGCCGUCAUCUAAGCGAGCAUUAAUGGAUUCAGAUGAGUCAGAAGAAGCAGAUGAAGAUGAAGAUGAAAGUGAUGGAGUAGCUGGAGAUGACUUUGAUGAUGUAGGAUUAUCAGAUGAUGAUGAGAGCGAAGAUGAUAGUGAGGAAAGUGGGGAUGAAGAUUUAUUACCUGUAGAAAAGAAAGCAAAAAAGCUGGAAAAGAAAAGAGAAAAAAAUAAAAAACUUGCAGAAGCUGAACUCCAGACCAACAUCACAGACAUGGAAACGUUCACAUUACCAAGCGGUCAAGAGGUGGAAAAAGAAGCUGCCCAGGCACCAGAUAUUACCAUGGUGCAACAGAGGAUCAAGGAAGUGAUUCAUGUCCUUGCAGAAUUCAAAGAUCGCCGUGAGCCUGGAAGGUCCCGCCAGGAAUAUGUACGACAGCUGAGGUCUGACUUCUGUACCUACUAUAGUUAUAACGAUUAUCUUAUGGACAAGAUUAUGACACUGUUUCCUCUAGAGAUUCAAGAGUUUCUGGAGGCCAAUGAAGUGCCAAGGCCUGUGACUAUCAGGACAAACACUCUAAAGACUCGCAGGCGAGAUCUUGCACAGGCUUUAAUCAAUAGGGGAGUUAACCUUGAUCCCAUUGGGAAAUGGUCCAAAGUUGGAUUGAUUGUAUUUGACGCACAAGUGCCUCUAGGAGCAACCCCAGAAUACCUUGCCGGACAUUACAUCCUCCAGGGAGGAUCCAGUUUCCUGCCUGUCAUGGCCCUAGCUCCUCAGGAGAAUGAGAGGAUACUGGAUAUGGCCUCGGCCCCAGGUGGAAAGACAACCUACAUUGCUGCCUUGAUGAAGAAUACCGGAACAUUAUUUGCCAAUGAUGCUAAUGCAGACCGGGCGAAGGCCAUCGUAGGCAAUAUCCACAGAAUGGGCAUCACCAACACCAUUGUGUGUCAUCAUGAUGGACGUGUGUUCCCGAAGAUUAUGAAGGGGUUUGACCGAGUUCUACUGGACGCACCUUGUAGUGGAACAGGUGUUAUCUCCAAGGAUGUAGAAGUCAAGAUGAACAAGGAUGAGAAGGAUAUCCUACGCUGUGCUCAUCUACAGAAAGAACUGCUGUUAUCGGCCAUUGACUGUUGUGAUGCUAAUUCAAAGACCGGAGGAUACCUGGUCUACUCCACCUGUUCUGUACUGACAGAAGAGAAUGAGGCGGUUAUCGACUACGCAUUGAAAAAACGGAAUGUGAAGCUUGUCCCAACAGGCCUGGACUUUGGCCGAGAAGGAUUUGUAAAUUUGCAGCAGCAUCGCUUCCAUCCCAAUAUGAAGCUAACAAGAAGAUUCUACCCCCACACACACAACAUGGAUGGAUUCUUUGUGGCAAAACUCAAGAAAUUUUCAAAUAAAAUCCCAGGUACAGGUGCUGCUACAGCUGAUGGUGAAGCUGAAGGUGAAAGUUCAAAAGUCAUUGAUGAUAGUUCAAAGAAUACGAAACAAAGUGAAAAUGUGAAAAACAAUUCAGAUAGUGACAGUGAUGAUGAGGAAGAGAAAAGGAAAACGAGUAAAAAGGACAAGUCCAAAAAUAAAUGGUUAGCAAAAAAGUCAAACAAAAAGCAGUUUAAACCAGGAAAAUUCAAGAAAUUCAAAUCAGUUGGAAAGUAAACAGGUGAAAUUUACAACAUCACUGGAGUUCGGAAUGUCAAGCGUAAUGUGUCAUGCUGGCAAAUGGAACUAAUGGGGACAAUUCUGCUGUAAAAUGUUACAUGGAGAGAGAUUUCAAUUCAAAUCUUUUUACCUGUGUCGUUGAAAUGUUAAUCAUAACUUACAGAGCUGGACCAGACAUCAAUGAAAUGGAUAAUCAUUUAUUAUAGUUGAUACAUAUACAUUUAAGAACAUUUUUAUUGAUUAUCAAAUAUGUGCAUUUCAAAUCCAAUGUUGAAAUAUUUAAGAAAUAAAAAAAAAAUAAAAAGGUU